AUGAGGAACUCAACAACAACAAACACGAACACUAACUCUGUCAACAAUAAUGUCACUGUGACCAUAGCGCCAAAUAAGGUGGAGAAAGUAAUGUUCGAUAAUCGUAUUAAGCGGAAAAAUGUAUUGGCCUUAAAUGAAAAAGUCGCCGCUAUACGAGAAUAUGAAAAACGGCCGAUCUACAAGCGCAUUGGCCGCAUGUUCCAGUGCAGUCCGGAUCAGAUCAAACGCAUUGUCCAACAAAAGGAAACCAUUCUGAAGGCCUGGGAGCAGAGAACACGUAAAAGUCGUGAUGCCAAAACAUUGGAAAUGAAAGUGGUACGCGUUUCAAUGCUGGGCAAAGCAGUCUACGAAUGGAUACGACGCAUGAUGUACUACAAGGAUAUACUUAUAACCGAUGGCUUGAUACAAAAGAUGGCGUUGCAAUUUAAAAGUGCCAUGGGUUUGCAGAACUUCUUUCCACACAAAGAAUGGUGUGAUAAGUUCCGAGCCACGUAUAAAAUCCAUGCAUGUGAUAGUAAAACAUUAAAUAUUGGCUAUACCCAGGGUCACUCGGUACAGAUUAAAGAUGUUAUGAAGGAUGUCCUGUCGGAGUGUAGUCCCAGCGAAGAAGACGAAGAAAACGAUGUUAUGUCGAAUGAUGAUUGUAUCAGCAUUGACAGCAGUGAUAUGGACAAUGAGGGAAAUAACCAUAGAAAUCGAAAUUCCACCAACAUUAACAAUAAAACACUGGUCCUGCCCACAACAUCUACAUUGCCUGCAGGCAAUACCAUGAAAGGAAUGCACCAAUUGGUGGCAUUGCCGUUACAAGGAAAUGGCAUAUCACCGGGUAUUGGACAGAAAGUAUUGGUAGCAACUCCAAUUGUGCAACCGGGACAAAAACCAAGUUCGGGUCCCAUGACUAUGACCAUUAUUCCGUUGACAAGUCUGGGUCAAGCUGCAUUAAAUAACAGCAAUCUGAAUGCGAGCAACGUGAUGGCGGCAUUAAGUAAUAAUUCCCCAGCGACUAGCUUUAGUUUUGCCCCCAAAAACAAAAAUGUACAACCAGAAACAAACAAUGAUGAUAAUAUUAGUGUACCCAAUCCCAUAAUGGAAAUCAAACAGGAAAUCAAAGAAGAACCAAAAGAUGAAGAAUUUUUGGAGGAACAUAAGGAAGCCACAAACCCUCCUGAAGCGACAACUGAUGUCAUUAAAAUUAAAAAGGAAUAUGUAACAGAUGAUGAAGAGGAAUUAACAUCGUCAGCUGUGGCGGCGGCUGCGAAUAAACCCCCAAUGAAUAUGCCCACCUUAUUGCCAGCCCAUGUGGUUGCCAUUCCGAUACACAACAGAGAUAUGUUGGAAGAAUCCUCUAAAGAUUCACUUGAUGAUUUAACAUUGUCAUCGUUGAGAAAACGUAUCAAGACUGAGAAAAUCUCCGAGGAUGAGGAACAACAGCUCGAACAGCAAAGCAAACCCGAGGAACAAGAACAAACUACGUCACAGAGAGAAUCAGCAGCGCCACCACAACCACCAGCGAAGAGAACUAGGACAUCAUUGCCUCCGCUAACAAAAGCACCGACAUUUAAUGAAACCACAACAACAAAUUCUCUACAAUCUUAUGAUUCGUCUACUUCUGUUUCUUCUUCAUCGGGAACUAUUGGCACACAAAAACGUAAAAAUCACAACGACGAUUAUAUCAAUGAGUGCCCAGAGGAGUUACCCGCCAUACGCACUUGUGCCGAGGCCCGUAAAUAUUUAAAAUUAAUCGAAGAUUUUGCAUUGGAACGUGAAAAUUUCCGUUUAAUCGGUUUAAUAACACGGGCCGAUGAAGUCUUGCGAGAAUUGGACCGAAAGGAGGCCAAUGGUAGUGUACAGGAUAAUGAAGAUGAUGUAGAUAUUGAUUAG
Messenger RNA from Musca vetustissima, 1881 nucleotides. RefSeq lists its product as uncharacterized. Lineage: Eukaryota; Metazoa; Arthropoda; Insecta; Diptera; Muscidae. The record is from RefSeq and is a predicted model, not a curated record. Gene Ontology annotation, molecular function: DNA binding. The transcript is spliced from 2 exons. Bases 1 to 1881 code for a protein of 626 amino acids.